Plodia interpunctella (Indianmeal moth) is the source of this 1372-nucleotide messenger RNA. RefSeq lists its product as uncharacterized. Lineage: Eukaryota; Metazoa; Arthropoda; Insecta; Lepidoptera; Pyralidae. The record is from RefSeq and is a predicted model, not a curated record. Gene Ontology annotation, molecular function: serine-type endopeptidase activity. The coding region runs from base 79 to 1356 and encodes 425 amino acids. The transcript is spliced from 10 exons. Gene Ontology annotation, biological process: proteolysis.
UAUUGUACCGAUUUUAUGUAUCCGCAUGUGUCGUUGUAAAAUGUAAAUUAUAUUAUCCUUUAUGAUUCAAUUUUAAACAUGAAAAUAUUUUAUUUUGCUUUUAUGGUCACAUUAGCUUUAAAUAACUUGAAAAUAUAUGCAGUACCUCUACAACGAAUAGAUCUACAACGAACUCUAAAUAACACGCGAAGAAUUUUGGGAGGCCAUGAUGUCAGUGAUACGAGGCCCUAUAUGGUUUACCUUCGAGCGGCAACUCCAGCUCCUGGCGCCAAAGCGACGGUAGACAACGACUGGCUCUGCGGAGGCACCAUCAUCCACGAGCGGUAUAUCCUCACUUCAGCAGCUUGCAUUGAAGAUGUUCAGCAGUUUUAUGUUGUAUCUGGAACACAUAGAUAUGUAUCACCAACUGACAAAGAUAACGAAUGUAUCAAUAAUGGUGCUAAAAAGGCGGUUUGGAAAUGUGUGCCAAAAUCGUAUGUAUUCGACGGUAAAGAUUUCGAGAACAUUCUCUGGAUGGCCAACGACAUAGCUGUGGUGAAAGUGGAGGACGAUUUUAAUUUCAAGCGGCGUAUCCGCGGAUGCGACUUCAUCCCGCAGAAGAUUGCCUUCAACAAUGUCAGUGAGGAGCUGGAGAAACCUGGCACCACUGCGAGCAUCGCCGGAUGGGGUUCCAUGGAAAAAUUCAGUAGCGGUAAUUCGCCAGCAGGCAGACAAGGCGUGAACUCACCAACGCUCCAGGAGGCAGAGGUGGUGUUGCUGUCGAAGAGACAUUGCAAGAAGCGCUGGGACCCAAGAUACCAUCACAUUAUAGACGAAAACAUGAUAUGUGCGAAGGAUGGUAGUGAUAGUAACGUGAUGUCCGAAGUUUGCAGCGAACAAGAAGUAAACUGCAAAGAGCUGGUUUACUCUGAUGAAGAAGACAAUGAUAAUGCAGAGAGACGUGUCCUCGAGCCUAAAGAUCUGGUGGUUCACUAUCCCCAACAUGUGAACGUCAAUGAUUCUAGGAGAGCCAUGGAUGCAGGCGGCUUCUGUGAGAACGACCAUGGAGGCCCACUAGUUGUCGGACAAGGGAAAAGUGCCAAAGUGGUGGGCGUGAUUUCUGCCUGUAUGACCCAGGAAAUCAGCAAGAAGUGUUAUGGGCCCUUCCUCUACACCAGCGUUUGGAAGAACCGGCACCUUAUCAACUGCGCUAUCGACAAGGAGAUGGGCUUGACAUGUAGGAAGUUGCUGCGUGCUGGCAAGACCAAGCUGGUGGAAACUAUAUUCAACUGGGUGGCGAACACAGAGAGCACCCAAUCUGUGACCCCAAAACAGACCCCGAGAAACAAAAGAUUUAGAAAAACUGCAAGGGAUUAAAUUUUUUUUUAUUUCA